GCUGCCGGGAUACCUGUAGCCGGCGGGCGCCAUAUUAGAGCGCAACUAUUGUUGUAAAGUCGAAAGGGUCUAGUACUGCUGAAGCGUGUAUGUGUUCUUUACAUUAGCCAAAUCGGCGAGAAAAAAAAAAAAAAAAAAGCAGCAGCAGCAGCAGCAGCCACAUCUCUGCUGGAGGUCAUGAGAGAAAUGUCAGCGUCCGGUGCCAACACGCAUGGUGGGCAGCAGCCACAGAAACACUAUGGAGUCACGUCCCCCAUCAGUCUGGCUUAUCCCAAGGAGAGCGACCAUAUCUACACACAGAAGCUCAUAGAAGCCAUGAAGCCUUUCGGCGUAUUCGAAGAUGAAGAUGAGCAAAAUCACAGAUUGGCAGUUCUGGGGAAACUUAAUGCACUUGUUAAGGAAUGGAUUGCUGAGAUCAGUGAAGAAAAGGAUAUUCCCCCUUCAGCAAUAGGAAGUGUUGGGGGUAAAAUUUUUACAUUUGGUUCCUACAGACUUGGAGUCCACACCAAAGGGGCAGAUAUCGAUGCUUUGUGCGUGGCUCCUCGACAUGUUCAGAGGGAGGACUUCUUCCAGUCAUUCUUUGAAAAGCUGAAGAAGCAUGAGGAGAUUAAAGACCUGCUGGCUGUGGAAGAUGCCUUUGUACCAGUCAUCAAAUUUAAGUUUGAUGGGAUUGAGAUUGAUCUCCUGUUUGCAAGGCUGGCUCUGCAGUCCAUCCCAGAGAAUCUGGACCUACGUGGGGAUUCCCUCCUUAGGAACCUCGACAUCCGUUGUAUUCGUAGCUUAAAUGGUUGCAGAGUCACAGAUGAAAUCUUGUCUUUGGUGCCAAAUAAGGAGAACUUCAGGCUAACUCUAAGAGCAAUCAAGCUUUGGGCCAAGCGGCGUGGCAUUUACUCCAACAUGCUGGGCUUCUUGGGAGGUGUGUCCUGGGCCAUGCUGGUGGCCAGAACGUGCCAACUAUAUCCAAACGCUGUUGCAGCUACUUUGGUCCACAAGUUCUUCCUUGUCUUUUCGAAGUGGGAAUGGCCCAAUGCAGUACUCCUAAAACAGCCUGAGGAGAGUAAUCUCAACCUUCCUGUGUGGGAUCCACGGGUGAACCCAUCAGACAGGUACCACCUGAUGCCCAUCAUUACGCCAGCUUACCCCCAGCAGAACUCCACCUACAAUGUCUCCACUUCCACACGUACUAUUAUGAGCGAAGAGUUCAAAACCGGUCUGAGUGUUACGGAUGAAAUUCUGCGAGGCAAGGCAGAAUGGCCAAAACUUUUUGAACCACCACGCUUUUUCCAAAAGUACAAGCAUUAUAUUGUACUUGCUGCCAGUGCAUCUACAGAAGAAAACCACUUGGAAUGGAUUGGUCUUGUGGAGUCAAAAAUACGAGUUCUCAUUGGGAACUUGGAGCGUAAUGAGUACAUCACACUGGCACAUGUCAACCCUCAGUCCUUCCCUGGGUUAAAGGAGAACCGCACAGAGAAUGAAUUUGUAUCAAUGUGGUUCAUUGGAAUCAUCUUCAAGAAAGCUGAGAAUGCAGAGAGCGUGAACAUUGACCUGACCCAGGACAUCCAAGCCUUCACAGAUACAGUAUACAGACAAGCAAACAAUGUCAGCAUGCUGAAGGAGGGGAUGAAAAUUGAAGCAACACAUGUGAAAAAGCGGCAGCUUCAUGAGUACCUGCCUCCAGAUGUUCUGCAGAAAAAGAAGAAGAGCUUGGCAGAUGUGAACCGCACCUCCAACGGAGGCACAAAGCGCUGCUCCCUGGAUGGAAGCCAGCUGGAUAGCUCCAGGGAUACAGACUGCGGCACACCAUUCAGUUCUCCAACACCCGUCAACCGGCCUGGCAAGACAGCCUUGGAAAUAGAGGACAGCAUUAUCUCAUCACCCAAGACCACGGGACCAUUGUUUGAUAGCCCACCUGUGCCGAGGACUUCCUGUCCAGGCACUGAGCAGCAGGGCAUGUCCAUCCCUGUAAUUGGCACAAAGCCCAUGGCUCCCCCUCCAGUGUUGGCUGCCCAGCUCUCACCUGGGUCCACCAUUCCCACCAUGUUGGGCAGGAACAUGCCACACGCCACCUCACCUAGCAGUAAGGCCCUCCUUGCCAAUGGGCCGAGCAGCACUGAUAGCAUUAACAGUUCAGCUCCCAAAAGGCCCUGCUCUCCCUCCCCAGACUCAUCGCCGAAGAGGCUUAAAGGUCCAGACAAGGUAUCUGACACGCCUUCUUCCAGUGAGCUGCUUGAGCAUGGGAACAGACCUUCAGGGGAAAGUCUAGAUGGAGAUAAGCCAAUGCCAAUCCCAACCAUCGACACAACAAGAACACAGAGACUGUCCAGCAAUGAGCUGCCAGAUGCCUCCUCCCCUCUCCCCACCAACAAUCUGCGUGUGGUCAAGAACUCAAUCAGGCUUACCCUUAACCGAUAGCAGUCAGUGGGCAUGGUUACACCCCCUCCCCCCAACCUUUUUAGGUGUUUAUGCCUUCUACUUUUGUUUUGGGUUCUUGAAAUUUUAAAAAUAAAUCAAUGUUUGCCCACUGGACUGGAGGCCCUCUGAGUUAGCCUGCUGUGGUAAAUGUGCAAGCAAGGUAGCUGCACUCAAUCAUUGCUCCAGGUAAAACAGUAUUACUUGAGUGGAGACUUCAUUCUUUCCUUCUAUUCCUUUUGGGCUCCUUUAGUUAGGUUUGCUCUUUGGUCCUUUGUAAGUUAGUUAAUCAGAUGUAAAGCUUAUUACAGAUGGCACUGAGCUUGUUACUGUAACUUGUUUAGUGCAUAAUCAGUGUAAUGAAUAGCCCUAAAAUCACUUUCACAAAUGGUUUUGUUUCCCCUGUAACUGUAGGCUUGCUUACUCACUAAAAGUAACAGAUUUGAUUUCCCCAUUGAGAUUGUGGUAAGGCUGCCCAGUAGUUGAUGCCAUUCCGAGCUUUGUUUUAGACUUCAGCUACACUCAGGACCCUUCUGUGAAAAUGGACGUUGCCAGAAAGUUCAGCCUGCCAGCCAGCCAUGGUACACGGACCCAUAUUUGCCCCAAACAAACCCCUGCCCCAUGCUUUGUAGGACCAGGUUGUUUAAGGUUAGGUUAUGUGUGCUAGCAAUGAGGUGGGUUACUGCUUUUGCUGUACAGCUGGGUGAGUUGUUCCUUUCCCCACGCUGUCAUGACUCCCUGACUACUCCCCGCGGAGUUAACUGUGUGUGCCUCCCAUGGAGGUUCUUAGAGCUUUUCCUGAGUUGGUGUUAAAUGGGGGUUGGUUGGGGGGGGUGGGUCUUGAUCCUGAAUACUCCUACCUUUAUCACAUAGAAUGAUUCGGCUAUGCUGUUGUAAUGAGGUUAGGAACAUGGUAACUGCCUGUUAAAGACCUAUACAUUAUUGAGGUUAUGAUUUUAUUUAUAUUAGCAUAUUUGUAAUGUACUUUUUAUAUAUCUACACAUCAUAAACAUUGCAGUUGAUUCUUCAUUUAUACUGUAAAGACCGUUCAGGCAGAAUAUUAACCUUUUUCUUUUGUCA
Messenger RNA from Scleropages formosus (Asian bonytongue), 3489 nucleotides. Its product is annotated as poly(A) polymerase type 3-like. NCBI's taxonomy places the organism in Eukaryota, Metazoa, Chordata, Actinopteri, Osteoglossiformes, Osteoglossidae. The record is from RefSeq and is a predicted model, not a curated record. The transcript is spliced from 22 exons. The coding region runs from base 178 to 2412 and encodes 744 amino acids. Gene Ontology annotation, molecular function: RNA binding; poly(A) RNA polymerase activity. Gene Ontology annotation, cellular component: nucleus. Gene Ontology annotation, biological process: RNA 3'-end processing.